AUGAAGGAAGCUCCUUCUCCUGAUUCUAUCUUGAUCAUUGUUUCUAAUCAUAUCGAUGUUUUGACUUACGUUGCUUGGAAGCUCUCUGGUUUUCAGCUACAGAAGUGUAGAGGAGUUUCACAUAGACUUUCAUCUCAAAUACUUAUGGUUAUUUGCAUGUUUUGGUUUGAGAAAUUGCAGCCAUAUCUUAACAAAGUUUAA
This is a messenger RNA of Arabidopsis thaliana (thale cress), 201 nucleotides long. RefSeq names its product lactate/malate dehydrogenase, NAD-binding domain protein. The transcript is spliced from 5 exons. Lineage: Eukaryota; Viridiplantae; Streptophyta; Magnoliopsida; Brassicales; Brassicaceae. Bases 1 to 201 code for a protein of 66 amino acids. The record is from RefSeq and is marked reviewed.